UUUAAGUAAAUGUCGUUCCCCGACGUAUCCGUUCGAGCUCCACGCCUCAUGGAACGUUUUCUUCUCGCUCCCUCUCUUCCUAUCAAGCGUUGCCCCACAAACAAAACCAUUUUCUGGUUUCAUCAAAACCCAAACUACUCUAGCUCCAUUUCCCCCCUUUUUGGUGCUUCAUGGUCAUAAAUUCCCUUGAUGCUCAAUUCUUCCUUUCCCUACGAUGUAAUCUCCCCAGCAUAUGUUUCAUGCAUCCGGUGAAUCUCUGGACAUUCAUGUAGGGUUCUAACUCAUAAAUUCCAUUAUGGAACUAACGUGUAAAUUCAUUGCACGGGUUUCUCUUUAGAUUUUUAAUGACGGCAAAAUAUAAUCAGCUAAGUUUAUCUGCUGAUUCAUUUUAUUGCGGGAUCAAAUAGUCAUGUCAUCUUUUGAAUAUUCAUAUGAAGACAAUGUUGUGGUAGUUGUGCUCAGUUCAUAACCAUUUUGCUGCGGUAUGUUGAUAGCUGCAAAAUUGGCUUUGAAGCGAAGGGAAAAGGAUUUAUUUGUACCAGACAAGGAUUCAAGUGAGUAAUUAACACUUGAGGAAUCAUAGGCACUGGUUGAACAUGUGUGGGCAAGAACUCAAAAUGCUCUAGAGCAAUGAUGGUUAUAUGGAGCUAGCUAUAAUUAUUCUACCACCAUGAAUAAUGAGGCUCCAGGCACUCAAGGCCAGUGGCUUAAAGGUGUAGUAAUUGCCGGUUCAAAUGAUAGAAUCGUUUCAGACGACAAUGAAGACAAUGUAUGUUUGCAGACAGGUGAAGAGUUUUCAACUGAGUUCUAUCGUGAUCGGUUUGGUUUAAGGAGACUCCCUGUCACAACUGAUGCGGACAAUCACCAGCCAAAUAGAUUGGGUUUAGAUUAUAGUCAAAAUUAUCAGGUGGUUUAUGAUGAUCUUGCACGCGUUGUUGGCCUAAGGAGAAGGGAUUCUGAUAGUAAUUCAGAUUUGUCAGAUUUCGUUACAACGCCUUCAUACAUUGCUGAACCUGAAAGCAAGGCAUAUCCUAACAAUUUGAGCAAGUUCCAGUGGGAACAUGGUGGUAUUGGACAACGAUCUGGUAACUUUGCUGAAGAAAUUUAUUUGGAUCAAAUCUCUUCAGGACCAAUGGCAUCACCCAUUUAUGCUGUUGAAUCCCUUCAGUCAUGCCAUCCUCAUCCUUCAACAUUUUCAGAUGCUUCGUGUUUUAAGAAGAUAAAAUUUCUUUGUAGCUUUGGAGGGAGAAUAUUACCAAGGCCAAAUGACGGUAAGCUCAGAUAUGUCGGAGGAGAGACACGAAUUAUAUCCUUAAGGAAAAACAUUACUUGGAAGCAACUUAUGGAGAAGACUUGUGCAAUAUGGAACGUCACUCACAUUACCAAAUACCAGCUUCCUGGAGAGGAUCUGGAUGCUCUUAUUUCUGUUUGUUCUGAUGAGGAUCUUAAUCAUAUGAUAGAGGAGUAUGAGGAACUUGAAAGAAUUGGAGGCUCUCAACGAUUGCGGAUAUUUCUCAUAUCGUCAAGUGAAUCUGAGAACCCAAACUCUAUUGAAGCAAAAGUCAGUCUGCCAGGUGAUGUUGACUACCAGUACGUUGUUGCUGUAAAUGGCGUGCUGGAACCAAGUCCUCGGAAGAGCUCUAGUGGGCAAGGUUUGGUAAACCAGACGAGCCAGUUUGGAAAUACCUCUGAUUUCAAUAGUCCGAUAUUGUUUAAGGAAUCAGAUGCAUCUGCAUUUGCUUGGGAUGUCAAGGAUUGCAGUCUAAUGUCCCCACGUUUAGGAGGAUUGCUGAAUAAAGCUAGUUCUCAGCUUUUAACAGCACUUCAAGUGCCAGGAAAAUCAUUCAAUCAAUCACCACCUAGUCCUAUAUCUCGUAUUCGUGCUCAGCCUAAAGAUCAUCAGAUUUCCAACAUAGAGCUGAUUAUGGAUCAACCAUGCAAUGUUGGUAAUGAAGGCCUUGUUCCUUUUGUGAAGGAAAGGACUCAAUGUGAAAAUUCCUUGUAUAAAGAUGAUGCCCAUUAUGUUGAUCCAGCUGCAUACUACAAAAAUCUAGCCCAAGGGUCUCGCUUUCUGAAUCAUCAUCAUAAUAAUCAACAUAUAGUGGAGGUUGAUCAGCCCGAGAAUCUCAUCGAUGAUGUUCAAUGUCACGUGAGAAGGAACAGUGAAAACUUUGUUUCUUCUGCAACGUGUGGUCAAGGUGAUAUGAUGUUUGAGAGACCCCCACGACCAAAUGAGGGUUCAUUCCGUCUUGUUAAGAAUCUCUCUCAUCAUGAAGCAUCAUCAUUAGUAAUUUCAGUAUCUAAUGAUAGAGAUAGAGAGAGGCCUCCUUGUAGAUUGUUGCAUGCACUUUCUGACCCAUUAUUGCAGAAGCGCGAUGAGAGGUUUGAAGAUCAAUUGCAGCCCUCCCUUACAGUAAAGGGAAACAAGUCACCUUUAAUACAAGUUUCAAGUUCUUCCCGGGAAAGGCCAUUACAGGAGGGAGAGGUAAUUGAUGAAAAAAACCUGGUAGCUGAGCAUCAAUUUUUGCCCAGUUUUGGAAAGAUUGGAAGUUUCAAGGGGAUUUCGAGUCCUAAUCAAGGGAGUUUGCAACUUGCAGAUAAUGACAAUACCUGUUCUGGUGAAAUAGGAAGAUUUGGAGGCAAUAUUGAAGUUACAUCACAUGAAAAUGUCUUGCAUAUCAAAGAUUUAGAGGGCAUUGAUUACAAACAAGUUGGUUGCCAAUCUUCAGUAGAGUUACAAAGAAGUGAAUGCAGAUUACUUGCUUCUUCAUUACAGUCUGAAUCUACACGAAACCUGAAGGAGCAACCUCAUGGUCUACUACAAGACUUGGCUGCUUCUGAGCUUAUGAUAAGAAGCCAAAAUUCGACAAUGUAUCAGCAAGUUACUGUGUCAACAACAGAUAAUAGCAAGUCAUCUCACCUUGGUUCCUCUGAUUUACAGUUUAUUGACUCCCUAACGGACAUAGAGUCUACGCUACUAGUCACAAAUACAUAUAAAGGAUCAGCUUCCAGAGGGAAGAUUUUUCUCCCUGACAAGAAUCCUGCCAACUGUCCUCACCAGAAGAAUGACAAGAUUGUUUGUGACCAAGAUUAUUUUGUUAGGUAUAACAUUGAGUUAAGUGACCAGUCACGAAGCUCUGUAACUAGUCAAGAAAUCAAGCAGCUAAAUGCAGCAGCUAUUGUUGAAGGGCCAGCUGGUAGCAUCUCUUCAGGUGUAGAUGUAGAUGAAGAGGAUGAAUCUGAAGCUGUGUUUCGUAAAAAGGAAGAGAUAGAAAGUGGCUGUUCAGUAUCUCAAAAUGAGUUUGCAAAAGACGAUAAUAGAAACUUCAAUAAGCCAAUUGGACCAGCAACUGUUGAAAUAGAGGCCGAACUCUAUGGUUUGCAGAUUAUCAAGAACGUUGAUAUUGAAGAAUUGCAAGAGCUAGGAUCUGGAACAUUUGGAACUGUUUAUCAUGGAAAGUGGAGGGGAACAGAUGUUGCAAUCAAGAGGAUAAAAAGUAGUUGUUUUUCUGGCAGAUUAUCAGAACAAGAGCGGUUGAAAAGAGAUUUCUGGCGGGAGGCAAAAAUUCUGUCAACUCUUCACCAUCCAAAUGUGGUGGCCUUUUAUGGGGUAGUUCCAGAUGGCCCUGGUGGGACGUUGGCAACUCUAACAGAAUUUAUGGUACAUGGAUCACUGAGGAAUGUCCUCUUGAAGAAGGAAAAAGUUCUUGAUCGCCGAAAGCGGCUUAUGAUUGCAAUGGAUGCAGCCUUUGGCAUGGAAUAUCUGCAUUUUAAGAAUAUUGUCCAUUUUGAUUUGAAGUGUGAUAAUUUACUUGUCAAUUUGGGGGAUCCUGAACGGCCUGUGUGCAAGGUUGCUGAUUUUGGGCUAUCAAGAAUUAAGCACAACACACUUGUUUCCGGUGGUGUCAGAGGAACCCUUCCAUGGAUGGCACCAGAAUUAUUAGAUGGAAACAGUAGCGGGGUCUCUGAGAAGGUUGAUAUUUUCUCAUUUGGCAUUGCAAUGUGGGAGAUCUUGACUGGGGAAGAGCCAUAUGCUAGCAUGCACUGUGGUGCUAUCAUAGGUGGAAUAGUCAAUAAUACACUCAGGCCUCCAAUCCCAAAACGUUGUGAUUCUGAAUGGAAAAGGCUAAUGGAAGAAUGCUGGAGCCCUGAUCCUGCAGCCAGGCCAUCUUUCACAGACAUAACACAUAGAUUUCGCCUUAUGCAAGCGGCUCUGCCGAAGAAGAAACCCUGUCCUGCAACUUGAUGGGAGGCUCUUCUUCUUCUGUGUUCUUUUUUUAAAACUGAAAAUGAAAUGCAUAUGAGAAAGAAAUGUUCAAAGAAAUGUUGUCAGUUAUUUUGAUAGAUUUGUCUGUAUAGAAGCCGUAGUUUAGGUGUCCAAUGUUAGCCAAAAUUGUAUUAUAUGAAAGCUACACGUUUCCUCA
Molecule: messenger RNA, 4424 nt
Organism: Prosopis cineraria
Lineage: Eukaryota; Viridiplantae; Streptophyta; Magnoliopsida; Fabales; Fabaceae
Exons: 10
Coding region: 671-4246 (1191 amino acids)
Biological process (GO): signal transduction; protein phosphorylation
Cellular component (GO): cytoplasm
Molecular function (GO): ATP binding; protein kinase activity; protein binding
Source: RefSeq, a predicted model, not a curated record